This is a messenger RNA of Puccinia triticina, 744 nucleotides long. RefSeq lists its product as uncharacterized. Lineage: Eukaryota; Fungi; Basidiomycota; Pucciniomycetes; Pucciniales; Pucciniaceae. The coding region runs from base 1 to 744 and encodes 247 amino acids. The record is from RefSeq and is a predicted model, not a curated record. The transcript has 2 exons.
AUGGCAGUUCAGAGCAACUACCUCAAAUCUCGUCUAUGGGACAUGGAGACGAAACAGGGUAAAGAAUAUCGGCAGGGCCGAAACGGCCAGAAGGCAAUGAGUUCUCGAAGGUUAUCGGGAGCUGAAGCCAAGAUUAAUUUGAUGAAAUCGGAUUGGAGAGAAAUAACGUCGAAUGUUCUCCUACUCAGAAUAUGGGCACAUGACGAGCUGGAGCAUGUCUCCGGAUGCGUUAAGGAAGUCAUAAAGCUGUAUGAUUAUCUGGGGAUCAGAACUGAGGAGUUGGCCAGUGCUCUUUCAGCUGCUCAUCGGCUCAGAAGUGAAAUAAGCCAAGAAAGAAGUCGGCCAUUAACAGGAAUUGAGAGUGGUCCUCUCAAGAGUGAUGUAAGCAGCAUAGAGCUAUUGCCGUUUGAGGAUACGUGGUCUGGCUUAGAAGAAAGGCUCAUCGAACCAAACGACAUACUAAACGACAACAAAGAGGUAAAGGCCCAACUAUUGGAGAAUAUGUUGAUGCUAGCAGUUUAUAUAGCCAAGCACGAAGUAAUCUCAACCGAUUUCCUCGAGCGCAUCCGGCUUUUUCAACCAAAGUAUCUCUCAGAAUUGCUCCAGUUUUAUCUUAAACUGAAGCAGUGGAACUCAAAGCAUGUGCUGGAUGACCUGGAUUGGAACACAGUCUUCCCGACGCUAGAAUGUCUAACGACUCAUAAGGCGACAAGACCCUUUCAUGCACCUAUCAGAGGUAUGUGA